UUGCUGAACAUACUUUCGGCGUUUGAUGUAUUGACCGAUAAAACAUCUUUUCCUUCGACCUUUAAGCUUACGCUAGCUUUCAUUCGAUAUCUACUUCAUCGUGUCUCCCUAUCUUCUUUCGAUGUCGACAUUCAACGUACCAUAUUAGUGGACCAGCUUGACGACCUCCGGAGCUACACGUUCAAGAAUCUUCCUGACGAACAAAUCGCCGCUCUUGCAAAUCGUGGAACAUGUCGUUCAUAGCCCCGUCUUCAAGCUCGGAUCUGAAUGGACGAGCGCCCAAACAUCUUUGUUAUCUUUGUUGGGCGUGUAUUCAGGGAUGGUCGGUGUCCGGAUGCCAGGUCGAUCUGCAAGGCACAAUUUUUGGCCCGCUUUACAACCACUGGUUGAAACCAUGAUCAAUCAGUACGACGCACUAUACGAUGCUGAUACCAUUAUUCGUGCGCCUUUCGACCACUAUGUGCAUGGUGUGGAAACUGUGUACGACAUUUUUAUCGAUAUGCGAUGUCUGGAAGUUUUCGGAAACCAUUCCCUUCGUCCAUCGCUGGUCACUGUUAUUAACGGAUACGUUGCUGGACUUGCGGCAUUGGAUACACCGAUCGAUCUCCAGCGACAUUCGGACUACCUUCAUGAGCCCGAGAAUUUCUUCUUGGCGUGUUGCAUUCUAAUCACCAACGGGUGGAACGCGUGCGGUGAAUCACCCGACAUAUUUUCACCACCCCGACUAUCAGAAGAUAUCUGUACGGACAUAAGGGCACUAGCAAGUCUUCGACCGUCAGAUCCUUCUUGGGAUCAAUGCCUCCGGAAAUUGCGCGAUUUACUGCAUGAUGACGGAGGCGAGUUUUUCGUCAAGCAGCAGAAAUGGACGAUGCAUGGGUUCGAACCUCUCAAUCCCGAGGCAAUCGACGAAGCGAAGAAUAAUAUUCGUUUGGUCCUGGGCGAGCUUGAUAAAAUAUUUUCUGGUUCAGUGAAUACGUCCUCGACGCACCCACACGGAUCGAUGGUGUCGCCCGUCUUGAGCCGCAUAUAUCGAUAUCUGCGGUAUCCUCGACGUUGGGAAAAGGACGAAGUGCAAGUGUAA
This is a messenger RNA of Desarmillaria tabescens, 1081 nucleotides long. RefSeq lists its product as uncharacterized. The transcript is spliced from 3 exons. Lineage: Eukaryota; Fungi; Basidiomycota; Agaricomycetes; Agaricales; Physalacriaceae. The record is from RefSeq and is a predicted model, not a curated record. Bases 320 to 1081 code for a protein of 253 amino acids.